Molecule: messenger RNA, 340 nt
Organism: Spirodela intermedia
Lineage: Eukaryota; Viridiplantae; Streptophyta; Magnoliopsida; Alismatales; Araceae
Source: the annotation of a GenBank genome assembly
AUGCGCCGUUCGGAAGGACGCCUCCAUUUUCUCUGAGCUCGGGGAAGCCGGCGGCGGCGGCGCAUGGAGGGGAGCCGCAGCCGUUCUCGACAGGCUUUGUGGGUAUUCCGGCGGGGGGAUCCUCUGAGGCGGCGGCGGCGGCGGCGGGGUUCUGCUGCUCGAGGAGCUUCUCCUCCAAGUUUCUGAGAGACGGCGGAGGGUCGCCGCUGCAGUACCUCCGCCAGAGGCGGCGGUAGGUGGCCUCCAGGCCGGAGGUGAACUUGGCCCCGUCGCAGACUGGGGACUUAAGCAUGAGCUCCCGGAGACCCAUCCGCAGUUCGGAGAGGGACGCGACGUCUGA